GCUUUACCUAACAGAUGCAGAGGUGACAGCAUCUCAAAUAUUUCCCUGCUGCUCUACAUCUCGUCUGACGCGCAGCAGUUGCCGUUUUCUUCUCGUGAAUCAAGGUUUUGGGCUCACUGGAUGCAGAGAGAAUCUGAACACGUGAACUUCUAGAUGGUUGUAUGAUGAGGACAACAUAUUAUCAUGCUUAAAUAAUAAUCAACAUUAUCAGCAUCUCAUAGAUGCAAAGUUGAAUCGCAUACGACAAAAAGAAACAGAGAUGUUGAAGGUAUUGGGAAUUUCGCCCAGUGGUGGUCGUCUGUAAGAGGAGGGUUUAAUCAGGGUCGUUAUACGCCCCUUUAAUGCAAGUUUCCAUGGAGGACGGAUCUAUCAGGAGGACAUUACCGUCGGAAGUCCUUCACGGACACUUCGCAGUGGCUUUUGUUAAAAAUGUGCGGCGCUUGGUUCGCCAGUAACACGGUUAUUUACAAUGAUGGGACCGCGCAGCCAGUCUCAGGCAGAGCCAAGCAUGACUCCGCCACGAUGCUCACCCUCCGCUGCUGACAGGUUGCCUACGGAGACUGUUCAGAGGAAUAACAGCAGUAAUACUGGUGUUAUUCUGGACAUUUCCACCCUGAAAAUGGCCGAUGUGGACUCUGAGGUUCCUCCUCUACCUCCACGAUACCGCUUUAGAGAUCUGCUGCUUGGGGAUCAAUCAUUUCAGAAUGAUGACAGGGUUCAGGUGGAAUUUUAUGUAAAUGAAAACACAUUCAAGGAGAGGUUGAAGCUCUUUUUCAUCAAAAACCAAAGGUCAAGUCUCAGAAUACGCCUCUUCAACCUCUCCUUGAAGUUGUUAACAUGCCUCCUCUAUAUAAUCAGAGUCUCACUAGAUGAUCCAUCUAACCAGGUCGCAUGUGCACGGAAACACUGCACAAACAUCACAGAUGCCCUUUGCAGCAAAACCUGUGCAAACUACACAACAAACCUGACCACAGAUCCCACGCAAAUAAACUGGGAGUUAAUAUUUUGGGUGAAUAGGAGAGUUCCUGUAUGGGCAAUACAGGUGACAGUGGCCUUAAUUAGCUUCUUGCAAGCAAUGCUCCUGGUGUAUCUCAGCUACAAGGGGAACAUUUGGGAGCAGAUUUUCCAAAUCUCCUUCAUCAUUGAGAUGAUCAAUACAGUGCCAUUUAUAAUUACAAUCUUUUGGCCUCCGCUAAGAAACAUUUUUGUUCCUGUGUUUCUUAAUUGUUGGCUUGCCAAAUCAGCGCUGGAGAAUAUGAUUAAUGAUCUCCAUCGUGCCAUUCAGCGCACACACUCUGCCAUGUUCAACCAGGUCCUCAUUCUGAUCUGCACACUUCUCUGUCUGGUCUUCACUGGGGCUUGUGGGAUUCAGCACCUCGAGCGGGCAGGAAAGAGUCUCACCCUCUUUGACUCUUUAUAUUUCUGCAUCGUCACCUUCUCGACUGUUGGUUAUGGAGACGUCACACCCAAAAUCUGGCCCUCUCAGCUACUGGUGGUCAUCAUGAUCUGUGUGGCUCUGGUGGUGCUGCCAUUACAGUUUGAGGAGUUGGCAUAUCUUUGGAUGGAGAGGCAGAAGUCAGGUGGAAACUACAGCAGACAUCGUGCUCAGACAGAGAAACAUGUGGUUCUAUGUGUCACUUCACUCAAGAUAGACUUGCUAAUGGAUUUCCUCAAUGAGUUCUAUGCCCACCCGAGACUACAGGAUUAUUAUGUGGUGAUACUCUGUCCCACGGAGAUGGACAUCCAGGUGCGGCGUAUACUGCAGAUCCCGCUGUGGUCUCAACGGGUCAUCUACCUCCAAGGCUCUGCACUGAAGGACCAAGACCUGAUGAGGGCCAAGAUGGACGAUGCAGAGGCGUGCUUCAUCCUCAGCAGCAGAAAUGAAGUGGACCGCACCGCAGCUGAUCAUCAAACCAUUCUGCGAGCUUGGGCUGUGAAGGACUUUGCUCCAAACUGUCCUCUAUAUGUCCAGAUUCUUAAACCUGAGAACAAAUUCCAUGUCAAAUUUGCAGGUAUGUUUUGUUUUCCAGAUCAUGUGGUGUGUGAAGAGGAGUUCAAGUAUGCCAUGCUGGCCCUCAACUGUGUGUGUCCAGCCACCUCUACACUGGUCACACUGCUGGUACACACGUCUCGUGGACAGGAGGGACAGACAUCUCCAGAACAGUGGCAGAGGACGUAUGGCCGUUGCUCGGGGAAUGAAGUUUACCACAUACGUUUGAUGGACAGCAAGUUCUUUGGCGAAUAUGACGGGAAGAGUUUUACUUACGCCUCCUUCCAUGCACAUAAAAAGUACGGUGUCUGCCUAAUUGGCACGAAAAGAGAAGACAAUAAGAGCAUACUGCUGAACCCCGGUCCUCGCCACAUCAUGUCUGCCACAGACACCUGCUACUACAUUAACAUCACUAAGGAGGAGAACUCUGCCUUCAUCUUCAAACAGGAGGAAAAGCACAGCAAAGGGCUGUCGGCCACCGGCGUGUAUGACGCUCCCUCUCGUCUCCCGGUGCAAAGCAUCAUCGCAAGCAUGGUUGAUCAGUCUACUUCAUAUGGAACUGUGGCAAUUGACCUGCAGAAUCCAGAUCCCCCGGCUGACAGCAGUAAACUGGCUCUGCCCACGGAGAACGGAGCUGGGAGUCGUAGACCCAGCAUUGCCCCUGUGCUGGAGAUCGCCGAUUCUUCUGCCAUCCUGCCUUGUGAUCUUCUCAGUGACCCCUCAGAAGAUGAGACCAACCAAUCAGAUGAGGAAGGAGCACUGGCCUUAGAGUGUAUUAAAGGCUACCCUCCAAACUCCCCUUACAUUGGAAGCUCCCCAACUCUUUGCCACCUUCUGCAACAAAAGGCGCCAUUUUGUUGUUUACGACUUGACAAGGGUUGUCGACACAAUAGUUUUGAAGAUGCCAAGGCGUAUGGUUUCAAAAACAAGUUGAUUAUCGUUUCUGCUGAGACAGCGGGAAACGGCUUGUACAACUUCAUAGUGCCGCUGCGUGCCUAUUACCGACCUAGGAAGGAGCUGAAUCCCAUUGUGCUGCUGUUGGAUAAUGAGCCUGAUAAUCAUUUUCUUGAGGCCAUCUGCUGUUUCCCUAUGGUGUACUACAUGGCUGGUACCAUAGACAAUUUGGAUAACCUGCUGCAGUGUGGCAUCAUCUAUGCUGAUAACCUGGUGGUGGUGGAUAAAGAGAGCACUAUGAGUGCAGAAGAAGAUUACAUGGCAGACGCUAAAACCAUAGUCAAUGUGCAGACCAUGUUCAGGUUGUUUCCUAGUCUCAGCAUAAUCACUGAGCUAACCCAUCCUUCUAAUAUGAGAUUCAUGCAGUUUCGUGCCAAAGACUGCUACUCCCUGGCUCUCUCCAAACUUGAAAAGAUAGAGAGAGAUAAGGGCUCCAAUCUGGCAUUCAUGUUCCGCCUCCCAUUCGCUGCUGGCAGAGUGUUCAGUAUUAGUAUGCUGGACACUCUCCUUUACCAGUCUUUUGUGAAGGACUAUAUGAUUCUUAUUGCAAGACUCCUGCUGGGUCUAGACACCACCCCGGGCUCUGGCUACCUCUGUGCUAUGAAGGUAACGGAAGAGGACUUAUGGAUCCGGACGUAUGGAAGACUAUUCCAGAAGCUGUGUUCAUCCAGUGCAGAAAUUCCCAUUGGGAUUUACCGCACUGAAUCUCACAUGUUCUCUUCCUCAGAGUUUAAGGAGGUUUGCAAAGAGUCUCAGGUGUCUGUGGAGGACUGUGAGGACCCACGGGACCGCAGGGAAUCCUGGAAAGAGAAAACCGCCCACAGAAACUCCACAGGGAGCGACCAGUCAGAGCACCCACUCCUGCGGAAGAAGAGCAUGCAGUGGGCGAGACGGCUGAGCAGGAAAAACACCAAACCACCCAGUCGAGCUGAACGCAUCAAUCAACAGCGCCUGAACCUGUACCGGCGCUCUGAGAGACAGGAGCUGUCGGAGCUGGUGAAGAACCGCAUGAAGCACUUAGGGCUGCCCACUGUAGGAUACGAGGACGUAGCUAAUUUAACUGCAAGUGAUGUGAUGAACCGAGUAAAUCUAGGAUAUUUGCAAGAUGAAAUGAAUGAUAAUCAGAACACGUUGUCGUAUGUGCUGAUAAACCCUCCUCCGGACACCAUUCUAGAGCUCAAUGACAUUGUCUAUAUCAUCCGCUCAGAUCCGCUGGCACAUGUCCCUGAGAAUCUCCCAGGGGCUCCAGCAGGAGCAAAGCUACGGCAAGACUAUGGAACUGAAACGAGGGACGAGACCCAUCUGUAAGAACUGGAAGUUCUCGUUAACCCUGAUUCUCUCCCUCCUCCGCCUUGAGCUGCUACAAUCUGCAUGAAGAGUGUCAGGACACACAGCCAGCCAAACAACCACACAGACACGACCCAUGUGCCAACACACUCACAACCCAAGCUGCCCAACCAAGCCAAACGGCUGUAAACUGUACCAUUGAAAUGAUUUACAGAUUCCUCUUUUCUACGACACAGACAUGUAGAAUCUCGUGGCACAUUUCAGACUUCUCUGGAUGUGGCUGGUUAUUACAUUUUUGUAUUUUAGACUUGUGUGGAGUGUGGGGUAUGUUGAAUCAUUUUGGACCAAACUGGCUGUCCAAGCACUUUGGAUUUAUAGGGCAGUAUAUAUCAGAAACAGUAGGUAAAGCAGUAUUGAAGAGGGCAGCUAAAGAGAGCAGAAAGAAACAACUAUUACACCAGUCAGCUGACUUGAGUGGACCAGAACAAUGAAUACUGCCCUGUAAUACAUGUGAGGUGUUUCAGUAUGAUAUUGAACAGAAUUAGUUUACAUCAGUGCUAUAUUUUGUAAUUAUAUAGCACAUAUAUAGUACAUAUUUGUACAUAUAUAAGUUAGUCACUUAUUCUUUUACAUGCUCAGUGACCUCUUAGUAUUCACAGUAUUUUGUUGUGAUUUUGUCCUAAAAGCAGUGUUUUAUGUUUAUAAUAUGAAAAGCUAAUCCCAAGCUGAAGCUUUUACAUGCAACUAAACGCCAUGAUGAUUUACUGUAAAUUGUCAGUUAUCACUACACCAGUUUACAUGUGCCGAGAAAAGAACAUAAAGUUCAUCGCCAUAUGAUUUUAAAUUUAUAGCAGAAAAUGGAACCUCUCCUACAGCAAACAUGAAGAUUCACAGGAACUGUACUGCACAAGCCAACUAUGCUUCAUGUGCAUCACAAGUAUUUCAUGGAUCUUGAUUAGGUGUAAGAGAUGCCAAAUGGUACAGUAUAAUAUACACAAAAUCAGCUUUGAAAAAGGUUUGAUGUCAAACAUAUGAAUUGUGUUUGGGUUAUACAAAAGAAAUAUUAUUAAAUGUCAUAUACACUAUUGUUAAACAUUAUUUUUCAGUGACAUUUCUGAAAGCUACCAGGUGUUUUUUGUUCAUUUGUUUUCUCUUUACAACAGCACCUGUACUUUAAAAAGAAAAACAUUAUUUAUUUGAAUUAUUACUUUUUUUGGUGGACAUUGCUCAUUUAAGACAAAUCUAUCUGAUUCUGACUCAAAUAUAUCUAGACACAUGGACAGAUAUAUUAUAGGGUGAAUUUAGGUUGAAUGGGACACAUUUUGCCAUUGAAACGUCUAGGAAAAGUGUCCCAAUAAACCUGAAUUCACCCCUACAUGAUUUGAAGUUGCCGAUUUUAUUGCACGAAGCUCUGUUGACAGAGCAGUACAUAGUAACCCUUUAAACUACACAAGAAAACAUUUUUUAAAUUUACAUUUCACAAUACAUUUUACAUAAAUGAAACCAAUUUAUGAGUUAUUUCAAAGGUGAAAAAAAGAGUUUUAUUCUGGAUAUUUUAUUUUUUGGGGAUUAUAUACAAGACUUUUUUUUUUUUUUUUGCCUUCUGAAUCGAGACAUGCUUCUGUAUUCCAUUGCCCAGUGUCAUUUCUAGCAGAAUAUAUGGAGCGGAGCGAACAUUUAAAUCUAUCAUGAAAAGCUGCUUUUGCUUUUAAUCUUUCUAUUCGUUCAACAGACAGACAUUGAGCAAAGUGGGCAUUCACAUUUUCUGUUCAAAGUAGCUAAAGUUGAAUACCUCUCAUAUAACUCUUACCUGUCUGUCUCCAUAAGGAAAUGUGAUGGAUGACAUUGAGAGUGACAAAACAGGGAAAUCAUUGUAGCUAUUAUGUUUAAAAUAUUUCAGAAUGGUGUAUUAUUCAUGAUGUUUUCUGCCUUAUUUUGCUUCCAUGUAUAGGAAAUCAGUUUAUUUAUUGCUUCUAGCAUAGCUCCAAGACCUGUCAGUAGUAUAUGGGGGUGUUACUAAGGGUUUUACCAACCCUUGACAUGUUACUCAAAAUACUGUACUGUACAUCAGACUGUGUUCAUGUUUUACUGCUUGUGUUACAUUCCGGUCACUGUUCCCCUGUUUCUAGCCAUCAUUUGGAAAGGAUGUGCAUAAUGUGCAUGUUAAAAAUAACAGCCUGCAGAUUUCUUCUAUUUUUACUAGUUCCCUAAGACUUAAAUACGAUAUCUUGAUCAGCUGAUUACAGCUGUUGUAAUUUACAGAAUUUCUUUGUGUUGUUUUUUUUUUUUUUUGGUAGUUAUAGAAAAACAUGGACCAUGCAUGUCCUAAUCUUGCCAAAUGUGUCAGAGACCCAUGUUUACAUUUGCUGGCUCCUGUUUUUGGAUUGUACUGAACAAUACAUGAACUUCUAAAUUUUGUACAAUUUCUUAAAUGAAGUCUGUACUAACAUGUAAGAAUGAAUCAAUAAAUGCUGCAUGCAGCCAGA
This is a messenger RNA of Ctenopharyngodon idella (grass carp), 6717 nucleotides long. It is a transcript of the gene kcnt1b, whose product is annotated as potassium sodium-activated channel subfamily T member 1b. Gene Ontology annotation, molecular function: intracellular sodium-activated potassium channel activity. The record is from RefSeq and is a predicted model, not a curated record. Bases 470 to 4252 code for a protein of 1260 amino acids. The transcript has 34 exons. Gene Ontology annotation, cellular component: membrane. Lineage: Eukaryota; Metazoa; Chordata; Actinopteri; Cypriniformes; Xenocyprididae. Gene Ontology annotation, biological process: potassium ion transport.